UUGGAGGCAGGGCUGGGUGGAGUUCAGAGCAUGCCAUGCAGUGAGGAGCACUAGCACUCCAGAGCACUGAACUGGAGCACUCCUACGUCUAGUCUAUACCCAAUGGAGCCUGGACAGGCCGAGGAGAGGGGACAGCAUGGACAGCCUGCUUUGAUUCAGGACACUUCAAAUGAGAGUGGCCAGAAUAGCAGCUGUAUUCAUGCAAGGGCCUUCCUUAAGACUCUGGGUCAAAAUGACAAGUUUCGUCUGGUCAUGUCCCUGGUCCUGGGUCAAGUCCUCUCCCUCAUGCUGUGUGGAACGGGGGUGACCAGCCAGCUGCUACAGAGCACCCACGGCAUACACGUACCCACCACCCAGUCAUUCAUAAACUAUGUCCUCCUAACAACUGUGUUUGGGGUCUCCCUAGCAGUGAGGAAAGACUUUGUGCAAGUGCUACGGAGAAACUGGUGGAAAUAUAUUAUCCUGGGAGUGAUUGAUGUGGAGGCCAACUACAUGAUAGUGCGGGCAUAUGAGUACACCAACUUGACCACCAUACAGCUGUUGGACAGCUUCACGAUAGCUUGUGUGAUGGUACUCUCUUUCUUCUUCCUGCGGGUCCGCUACAAACUCAUCAACCUCAUGGGAGUGAGUCUGGCUCUCAUUGGUAUUGUCUGUCUCGUACUGGCCACUCUGGUAGGCUCAGGCAGUCAAACAGGGUCCAAUCCGUUAUUAGGAGAUCUGCUAUGCCUGGGUGGAUCAGCUCUGUAUGCCAUCAGUAAUGUGGCUCAGGAGUUUCUAGUCAAGAACCACUCCAUAACCGAGUUCCUCGGACUCAUUGGUAUGACAGGAAGUGUUGUCUCUGCCAUUCAAUUAGUUAUUCUUGAGAGGGAAUCAUUGGCCAAAAUUGACUGGAGCUAUGAUGUUGGUUUGUUGUUCUUUGGUUUUGGUGUGUGUAUGUUCACCUUCUACUCUGUGAUGCCUCAUGUGAUGAAGUUCUCCAGUGCAGUGGUGGUCAACCUCUCUCUCUUAACAGCUGACAUCUAUACUCUCUUCUUUGGCCUCUAUCUCUUCCACUUUGUGUUCUCUUUCUUCUACGUUGUGGCAUUCUUCCUAAUCGUAACUGGAGUGUUCAUAUACAACAUACGACAGCCAAAAGCUUCCAAAAAGGACAAAGAUGUCACAGCAUCAUUUGUAAGGAACUCCAAACCACCUGCUCCACAACCUCCUCCUAAAGAAUUGGACUUAUCACGACCAGUCAGACGCAAACGCUUCAUAUUGAGAGAACUGUUAGAGAGUAGUACAAUCGAGACAACGACUGCUGAAGCUCUUCCCCCCAUUAGAAAGAAGAAGUAUCGUCAAAGGAACUCUUCAACAGGCACAUACCCACCCACGGCCGAGUCCUCCCCUCUUGCCCAGAGUAGAGUUCCAUGGGACCCAGCAGACACGCCCAUUUCUCCUUCCUCCUACGGCAGUGUGUCUUUGGUGUCUACCUCUCCCUCUGUCAAAUCUGAAUCUACAGAGACUCUGCAAAGCUCACAAGAACUCAGAACUCAUAGGCCUAGAAGAGACGUUAAGGCUAGCAAAUCACAAUUGGUUUCCGUUACUCAAUAUUCAACAGAGUGAACUAUUUAUUAUCACGUUUUUUGUAUAUACAUGUUUUGGGUUGCCACUGAAUUCAUUAAUUAUUGGCAAACGUAAUGUUCUUUGUGAAAUGUC
Messenger RNA from Halichondria panicea, 1695 nucleotides. RefSeq names its product solute carrier family 35 member F2-like. The transcript has 7 exons. Gene Ontology annotation, biological process: transmembrane transport. NCBI's taxonomy places the organism in Eukaryota, Metazoa, Porifera, Demospongiae, Suberitida, Halichondriidae. Bases 103 to 1602 code for a protein of 499 amino acids. Gene Ontology annotation, molecular function: transmembrane transporter activity. The record is from RefSeq and is a predicted model, not a curated record. Gene Ontology annotation, cellular component: membrane.